Molecule: messenger RNA, 993 nt
Organism: Torulaspora globosa
Lineage: Eukaryota; Fungi; Ascomycota; Saccharomycetes; Saccharomycetales; Saccharomycetaceae
Gene: SHO1
Product: osmosensor SHO1
Exons: 1
Coding region: 1-993 (330 amino acids)
Molecular function (GO): protein binding
Source: RefSeq, a predicted model, not a curated record
AUGUCUAUGCCAAGCCGAGCUAGUGCGAGAGCUCAGAGGAGCAGAUCACAGAUCGAAUAUUCUUUCCGUCCGAGUAACUUGUUUUCUGAUCCCUUUGCCAUAUCUUCAAUCUCAAUCUGCCUUCUUUCAUGGAUCAUAGCAUUUGUCGGCUGCAUCACUACAGCCUCUGGAAACCAGUCGUUCCCUCGAUUCACCUGGUGGGGGAUCGUGUAUGAACUGAUGAUACUCUGCAUGACGAUUACGUUCUACUGUUUCAAUGUAGUGGAUUACUAUAAGACGUUUUUGACGGGGGCCUUUGCCGUGGCGUUCAUUUACACAACCAAUAGCGCGACUAUAUUGGUGUACGGAGAUGGUUCGAAGAAGGCUGCGGCGUCAGCGGGAGUGAUUCUUUUGUCCAUUGUGAAUCUCAUCUGGAUAUUCUACUUUGGAAGCGAUAACGGCUCGCCCACCAAUAGAUGGAUCGAUUCGUUCUCUUUGAGAGGAAUUAGACCGUCACCGUACGAAGAUGCAUUUCUGAGGGCCAGACGCCGUUCGGUCGGAAGAGCUUUGCAGACUGGACCAAAGAGCAACAGAUACACUAGCGAUAACUUCUACCCAGAGAACCUGCCUCAGAACUAUGUCUCGUCGACGGCGUUGGCAGGGUUCGAGAAUACAGAUCCAACGUACAGUUCCAACGCGCAGGUUAAUAACGCAGACAACAAUGCCGGAAACACGUUCAUCACUGACUCCACGAAUGCGAAUACGGAUACAACUAUGAGCGGCACGCUCGAGCUGUACAGUGAUGCUGGGGAUGAAAGUUUUCCUUACACCGCUAAAACGCUAUACUCCUACCAGGCAGACGCUGGGGACGCUUACGAGAUAUCAUUUGAGCAGGGAGAGAUCCUCAAGGUCAGUGACAUCGAAGGCCGUUGGUGGAAGGCCAAGAGGGCCAACGGGGAAACAGGUAUUAUCCCCAGCAAUUACGUGCAAUUGGUUGAUAACGAUGUUCUGUAG